AGCGCUAGAACACCAAUUACAAACCACAGGCUUCCUCCUCUAGGGAGUUCAUCCAGAAAUGUCUUUCUUGAAGGGAAGCACUUGAAUCCUUCUGAACUUUCCAAGUCCAUCCAUGAUUCAGAGAUAUUGCCUUCUCCCUCUGGGAUUUUCUGUGUUCCUGGUAGUGAAUUGUUGCUGAUGUGUUUGCUACUUUGCUUCUUUUCUCUUUCAGGAUUUGAUCAUUUUAUAUGUUGUUCGGGGAGAAAAAGAACUUUUGUUAGAGGAGAUUUCAGAAAUGAUUUUGGAUCCUCUAUAAAUGUUUUUAGAGUUCUUGGGGACACUAGCUCUCAUCCUGGAAUAAAUUUCUGCCUUUGACCUGCAUGGAUUAUUUUUUCAGGCUGUGGAAUUUCUCGGCACCUACCUGCAGUGUGGGGCACUUGGUUUGGUUGCAGAGUAAGAAGGUGGAAGAAUGAGCUGUACUUGGUUAAGCAGUUAAAUUUUUUUUGAGCAGGAUCUAUAAAAGCAUAAUUGAAUUUGUUUCACCCCCGUGGAUUCCUGUGGGCCGGACAGCACAACAGGUUUGCAGAUUUCUUUUGAAAUUCUUUUUCUUUUUUUCUCUGCCUCAGCAAAAGAAAAGGAUCUAUAUAUAACAGGUUCAUGUUCAAUUGCUUGGCUUUUCAGCUCUUAUUCUGGAGACUUUGUAAGAUUUUUUAACCUGAUCUCUGAAUCUGCUGGGCUUUGUGGAGGAAGUGCAUUUAUAUUUACUUAGGAGUGCACAUUUUAAAAUCUUAAUACAAAUACCCGAAUGUGCCUAAAAAUAGCCCAGAUCUACUCUACUUGGGCUUAUUUUUACUUUUUCAGGGUGUUUGACUCAGAGCCUGUGAUUAAUCACUCCCCCUAUCUGUUAUUCCCUACCCCCUCAAGAAAUUUGAAAACGUGUUAGGAAUAAUCUUUUGUCUUUCUUAUAAACCUAGAAAAUUACAGAUUAUAAGAUCUGGAAAUUAAAGUAGUUUCUAAAAGCAUCUCAUGGGAAAUCAAAGUUUUGGCAUUCUCGAGCGGUAUAAAAGCUGGACUCCGUUAAGAGAGAAAGGGAAAUGGAGAUAGAGAUAUGAAUUUUAACUGGAAAAAAUAAUUGCGGAGCUAACCUUUUCAAAUGUUCUUCUAAUUAAUAAAGCUGGAAAAAGUUGUAAUGCUUAGGAUUAUCGUGUAAAAUGUGAAGAUAUAUAAAUUAGACACCUAAUUCAUAGCCAGAUUUUGGUAGAACACAAAAAAUAGUUUAUGUCCAAGUUUAUGAAAAGUUUAUAAAGUCAGUGGGCUUAGAACUUUGGCUGUACUGAAAUAUAGUUUAAUGUGGAAAUGUUUUUCUGAAUACCUGUUAUAGCAUCUUUGGACAACCCUCAAGGUGUGGCCUGAAAUUUUGUUUAUUAAUGUUCCCUUUCUUCCCCCCAUUAAAACAAAUUCUUGAGAUCUUUAGUCAUUUACCAUUGGCAAAGUUUGUGGCUCAGAAACGGCCACCUCUACAUUUUCUGAGCUGAGAUUUUUCACUUCCAAUUUGGAUGCAUGGCCUUAGCAGUUUUCUUUGCCUUGUUUUGUUCAUGAACAUUGGGUUCAGUGCUUCAGCAACUUGAUGCAUAUGGAAGACCAACACCAAGUGACUUGGUAUAAUUAAAAUUCACAAUGUGAGAUUCAGCCUCAAGCAAAGUUGGAAAUUCCAAAGAGAAGUGGUGAGAUCUUUACUAAUCAGAGUGAAGAUGGGAGAAAAUGGCCUACCUGCAGCAGAAGUGGGCUGAAAACACCCUUCUCUGCCCCAAUAAGUAUGCCACCUGCUCUUGGGAAUAUACUUUAAAGAAAGGAAAGGUCAAAAACACGACUUGGCUUUCUGAAACUGAAGCAUAAAUUCUCUUUUCCUCCAUUUGUCUGGAUCUGGGAACCUGCAUUUGAUACUAGCUACUGGAAGCAGUAUGCAUGGCCGAAGUGCAUCGCUGCAGCUGGUAGCAUGAGUGGUGGCCACCAGCUGCAGCUGGCUGCCCUCUGGCCCUGGCUGCUGAUGGCUACCCUGCAGGCAGGCUUUGGACGCACAGGACUGGUACUGGCAGCAACAGUGGAGUCUGAAAGAUCAGCAGAGCAGAAAGCUAUUAUCAGAGUGAUCCCCUUGAAAAUGGACCCCACGGGAAAACUGAAUCUCACUUUGGAAGGUGUGUUUGCUGGUGUUGCUGAAAUAACUCCAGCAGAAGGAAAAUUAAUGCAGUCCCACCCCCUGUACCUGUGCAAUGCCAGUGAUGAUGACAACCUGGAGCCCGGCUUCAUCAGCAUCGUCAAGCUGGAGAGUCCCCGACGGGCCCCCCGCCCCUGUCUGUCACUGGCCAGCAAGGCCCAGAUGGCAGGGGAGCGAGGAGCCAGUGCUGUCCUUUUUGACAUCACUGAGGAUCGAGCUGCUGCUGAGCAGCUGCAGCAGCCCCUGGGAUUGACUUGGCCAGUGGUGUUGAUCUGGGGCAACGAUGCUGAGAAGCUGAUGGAAUUUGUGUACAAGAACCGAAAGGCCCAUGUGAGGAUCGAGCUGAAGGAGCCCCCAGCCUGGCCAGAUUAUGAUGUGUGGAUCCUCCUGACGGUUGUGGGCACCAUCUUUGUGGUCAUCCUGGCUUCGGUGCUGCGCAUCCGGUGCCGCCCCCGCCCUAGCAGGCCGGAUCCCCUUCAGCAGCGAACAGCCUGGGCCAUCAGCCAGCUGGCCACCAGGAGGUACCGGGCCAGCUGCAGGAGGGCCCAUUCCGAGUGGCCAGACUCAGGUAGCAGCUGCAGCUCAGCUCCUGUGUGUGCCAUCUGCCUAGAGGAGUUCUCUGAGGGGCAGGAACUACGGGUCAUUUCCUGCCUCCAUGAAUUCCACCGCACCUGUGUGGACCCCUGGCUCCAUCAGCAUCGGACUUGCCCCCUCUGCAUGUUCAACAUCAUAGGGGGAGAUUCAUUUUCCCAGUCCCUGGGACCCUCUCGACCUUACCAGGAACCAGGCCAGAGACUCCACCUCAUUCGCCAACACCCUGGCCAUGCCCACUACCACCUCCCUGCUGCCUACCUACUGGGCUCUUCCAGGAGUUCAGUGGCUCGACCCCCACGGCCUGGUCCCUUCCUACCCUCCCGGGAGCCAGACAUGGGCCCUCAGCACCACCGCCUCCCCAGGGCUGCACAUCCCUGGCCUGCAGGGGAGCAGCAGCACCUGGCAGUGGCCCAGCAUCCUUUUGUACAGGGCUGGGGACUGAACCGCCUCAGAUGUACCUUGCAGCACCCAGCUGCUUGCCCAGUGUCCACGCGUCGGACCAGGCCUCAUGACAGCAGUGGGUCUGGGGAAAGCUACCGCACAGAACGCAGCGGCUACCUGGCAGAUGGGCCAGCCAGUGACUCCAGCUCUGGGCCCUGUCACGGCUCUUCCAGUGACUCAGUAGUCAACUGCACAGACAUCAGCCUACAGGGCAUCCAUGGCAGCAGCUCAACGUUCCACAGCUCCCUGAGCAGUGACUUUGACCCCUUCAUUUACUGCAGCUCCAACAGGGGGGAGCUCCAGAGGGAGGAGACACCGCCUAGCAUGACCUCUCGGCCCCGUUCCUUGGACUCAGUGGUGCCCAAAGGGGAAACCCACGUCUCCAGCCAUGUCCACUACCACCGCCACCGGCACCACCAUUAUAAAAAGCGGUUCCAGUGGCACGGCAGGAAGACUGGCUUAGAAACUAGGGCUCCCCAGUCCAGGCCUGGUGUUUCUCGGACACAGCCACAGCCAGAGGUGCCCUCUCCUGAUCAGCAAGCCACCAGAUCCAACCCACCUGCUCCUUCAGGGCAGCUCCUCAACCCACAAUGGCCCAGGGUCCUCACAGAGCCAGCCAAUGGCCCAGCUGAAGCCUCCACCCCCCACCCCAGUCCCAGUAAUCUUUUCAGCCUGCAGAAAUCCAGCCUUCCUGCCCGACACCACAGGAAACGGCGGGGGGGUCCCUCAGAGCCCACCCCAGCCUCUCGGCUCCAGGACUUGCCUGUGCAUCCUGCUUACCAGGUUUUUCCUCACUAUGGCCCUAGCAUGGCAUUUCCUUGGUCCCCAGAAGCCCACCCAUUGAUCUUUGGGCCUCCAGGCUUGGACAGGAGGCUGCUACCCGAAACCCCAGACUCCUGUUACUCAAGUUCACAGCCAGUGUGGUUAUGUCUGACUCCACGCCGGCCCCUGGGACCACAUCCACCUGAGGAGGGGCCUUUAGAACUGAGUCCUGGCACCCCAGAGGGCAGGCCAUGCCCUUACCCACACUGCCAGGUGCUGCCAACCCAGCCUGGGUCAGAGGAGGAGCUCGAAGAGCUGUGUGAACAGGCCGUGUGAGAUGUUCAGGCCUACCUCCAACCAAGAGUGUACUCUGGAUAACUUGGAGCCCCAACUGGCACACAGUCCUGCUCCUGGGAGAAGGAAGGACCUCAACAAACAUCUCUGUUUUUGCCAUACUUCCUGAAACCACUGGAAGAGGAGUGGUGAUGGUGGGUGGCAGGAGGUGCUGUUUCCUGCUCCUAGCUAUGGGGUGAUGUUUUCCCCACCUUGUCUGUAGAACACAUCUGCAAUGCAACAAAUCAGUGUCCAGCCGGGCAACCAGCUACUGCCUGUGUGUAUGUGUGGGCUGGCUCCCUUGAAGGUUACGAUUUUUGAGGGCAGGAACCUAUAGAUAGGUAGCUAGGGUGUUACCAAGGUGCUGCUUCUACCCUGAGCCCCACUAGGGCUCGUGUUCAUACUGGGCAAUGGGGUCAGCUGAAUGAAUGACCCUUUUUCACCUCCUUCCUUCCUUGAACCCUGUACACCAGCUCUGGCCCUCCCUGUAAGGCUGCUGCUGGGGGAGCUACAUCAGGGACAACCCCAGCACUAUUGUUUUCCUUUUUUGCAAAAGGAUCUGGAACACAGGUGAUCCCUGAGCCCUGAAAAAGGGGGUUUCCUGCAGGCUUCUCCAGGCAGUGCCUCCCCUGGUACAUAAGGGAGAAUGUUUCUCCCUUUUGUCCUUAAACUGUCAGAUCCAGUCUAUUAAGUCAGAGGAAAGGCUCUGGGAAGCCAGGGUGUGGGUUUCUGUUCCUAAGGCAAGUACAGCAUCUGGAAGAACCUGUGAUGAAGCCUCUGAUGUUCAAACUCUCUUGUCAUCCCAGAAGCCCCAGUUCUUCUCAGGGCUGGGGAUGGGGUGGGAAGAGUAUGACUCUUCUUUGGAGAUAUCCUGGCUCAACGUCCCAAAGCAGGCAGAAGGGAGAGAAUUUCUGCUAGACUUCAUCUGGAAAGAGGGAGGAUGGAAUGAAGGUAGAAAAGGCAGAAUUAUAGUUGAGUAGGAAAGUCAACAAGGAAUGUUUUCUCUUGGAGCAGGGAUGGGGAACAAGGGAGAACAAAGGAAAAGCAAAGUGUGACCCUUGGAUUUGGAGGGCCCAGAGGCCCAGCUCCCCAUUGUAAGCCAAACAGGGAAGGGAGCCAUAGGAAAGGUAUGCAUGUGGGAGUACAGCUGGAACAGGAGUCUGGCCUGGGCAGCUGGUACCUGAGUGGGCAAGGGCUACGGGGCCUCCUUAAGAUGGCAUAGCCCCAGCGUGGCCUGACCAAUGCUGGCCCCUCAUGCAUUAUCCCAUUUGGAAUGUGAAUGUGGGGGCAAAGUGGGCACAGGGCCCCCACCUGGGAAUCUUCCCUCAAAGUCAGUGGGGGGACUAGCACCUAGGCACCCACAUGGGUAUUUAUAUCUGAACCAGACAGAAAGACGCUUGAAUCAGGCACUAUGUCAAGAAAUGUAUUUAUUUGCUAAUAUAUUUAUCCACAAAUACAGUCUGGUCUUGUGGUUUCAUUCUGUUAACUACCGUCA
Molecule: messenger RNA, 5819 nt
Organism: Choloepus didactylus (southern two-toed sloth)
Lineage: Eukaryota; Metazoa; Chordata; Mammalia; Pilosa; Megalonychidae
Gene: RNF43
Product: ring finger protein 43
Exons: 9
Coding region: 1976-4327 (783 amino acids)
Biological process (GO): ubiquitin-dependent protein catabolic process; Wnt receptor catabolic process
Molecular function (GO): frizzled binding; ubiquitin protein ligase activity
Source: RefSeq, a predicted model, not a curated record